This is a messenger RNA of Lodderomyces parapsilosis, 1458 nucleotides long. RefSeq names its product alpha-1,2-mannosyltransferase KRE2 (gene MNT2). The record is from RefSeq and is a predicted model, not a curated record. Gene Ontology annotation, molecular function: alpha-1,2-mannosyltransferase activity. The coding region runs from base 1 to 1458 and encodes 485 amino acids. The transcript has a single exon. Gene Ontology annotation, cellular component: Golgi apparatus; membrane. Gene Ontology annotation, biological process: protein N-linked glycosylation; cell wall mannoprotein biosynthetic process; protein O-linked glycosylation. Lineage: Eukaryota; Fungi; Ascomycota; Pichiomycetes; Serinales; Debaryomycetaceae.
AUGAAGGGAUUGACGCUAUUUGGAACAAGGCUGCCAUAUCUUAAAUACGUGGCGGUUGUAUUGACGGUAUUGGUGAUAUAUACCCUUACUCAUGGUGCUACACUGUAUACCAAUAUCAACCAAAAUGUACAACAACAACAGAAGCAGCAACUGACGCUGCAACAAGAAGUUGCUAGAGACCAGGCGGCGGGUGCUGAAAAGGUUCAAGUUCCCGAAGAACUAAAACAUGAAGCAGCAGCAAAACCAAAAGCUAGUUUAGAAGAUAUCAAAAAAUUUCAAGAAGAAUUGAUGCAAGGUAAAAAAGGUGAAUCAGCAGUGGGGGAUUUGCUUAGUGAUGAAGAAAGAAAAGCUGCCGUUGCUGAAGUUAAAGAAUGGGCUCAAGCUCAAAAAGAGGCAAAACAAGAAAACCUUGAUCAAAAAUCCGCCCUAAAGCCCCAGGAAAAGCAAGAGGGUAGUCAAAAGCAGUCACAAGCUACUCCCAAUGAGAAGGUGAGUGCCACGUUUGUGACGCUAGCCAGAAACCAAGAGCUUUACGACUUGAUCAAAUCGAUUCGAGUAGUUGAAGAUCGAUUCAAUCGCAAGUACAACUACGAUUGGGUUUUCCUCAAUGAUGAAGAAUUUACGCAAGAGUUUAAAGAUUUAACCACAGCAAUCGUUUCCGGUAAAACCAAAUAUGGGAAAAUCCCCAAAGAGCAUUGGUCGUACCCUGACUGGAUCGAUUUAGAAAGAGCAGCAGCAUCACGUAAAAAAAUGAAGGAGGAUAAAAUUAUUUAUGGGGAUUCCGAAUCUUAUAGACACAUGUGUCGAUUUGAACUGGGGUUUUUUUGGAGAAACCCAUUGUUGGAUGAAUAUGAAUGGUAUUGGCGUGUUGAGCCUGGUAUUGAGAUCAAUUGUGAUUUAAACUAUGACUUGUUUAAAUAUAUGCAAGAUAAUGAUAAAGUGUAUGGAUUCACCAUUUCAAUCCAUGAGUUUGAGAAAACGAUACCUACAUUGUGGCAGCAUACAAAAGAUUUUAUUGAAAAAAACAAGCAAUAUGUGGCUGAGGAUAAUUUUCUUGAUUUUAUUAGUGAUGAUGGUGGGAAAACUUACAACUUGUGUCAUUUCUGGUCCAAUUUUGAAAUUGCCAAUUUGAAAUUCUGGAGAAGUGAGGCCUAUAGGAAAUAUUUUGAAUAUUUGGACGCUACGGGUGGGUUUUUCUACGAAAGGUGGGGUGAUGCACCGGUACAUUCAAUUGCGGCAGCAUUGUUUUUACCUAAAUCCAAGAUCCAUUAUUUUGAAGAUGUUGGAUAUAGACAUCAUGUGUAUGGACAAUGUCCGUUGAAUGCUCAAUUCAGAUAUGAACACAAGUGUUCGUGUGAUCCUAAUGGUGAUUUUACAUUUAGAGGUUAUUCUUGUGGUAAGAAAUAUUUUGACACGAUGGGGUUGACAAAACCUGUUGAAUGGCAACAGUAUCAAUAA